AGACCGGUUCCGGUUGCGUCAGCGUGGGCUUCACGGCGGAAUGAGGCUGUUCGUGAGCGAGGGUGCCCCGGGGAGCCUGCCGGUGCUGGCCGCGGCCGGGAGGGCCCGGGGCAGAGCGGAGCUGCUCAUCAGCACUGUGGGCCCGGAAGAGUGUGUGGUCCCGUUCCUGACCCGACCUAAGGUCCCUGUCUUGCAACUGGAUAGUGGCAACUAUCUCUUCUCCACUAGUGCAAUCUGCCGAUACUUAUUUCUGUUAUCUGGCUGGGAGCAAGAUGACCUCACCAACCAGUGGCUGGAAUGGGAAGCCACAGAGCUGCAGCCAGCUUUGUCUGCUGCCCUAUACUAUUUAGUGGUGCAAGGCAAGAAGGGGGAUGAUGUUCUUGGCCCAGUUCGGAGAGCCCUGACUCACAUUGACCAUAGCUUGAGUCGCCAGAACUGUCCUUUCCUGGCGGGGGAGACAGAAUCUCUGGCUGACAUUGUUCUGUGGGGAGCACUGUACCCAUUACUCCAAGACCCAGCCUAUUUCCCUGAGGAGCUGAGUGCCCUGCAUAGCUGGUUCCAGACAUUAAGUACCCAGGAGCCAUGUCAGCAAGCCGUAGAGACUGUGUUGAAACAGCAGGGUGUCCUGGCCCUCCGACCCUACCUCCAAAAGCAACCCCAGCCCAGUGCCCCUGAGGGGAAGACUGUCAGCAAUGAGCCUGAGGAGGAGGAACUGUCUACCCUGUCUGAGGAGGAUAUUGCCAUGGCUGUUACUGCAUGGGAGAAAGGCCUGAGAGGCUUGCCCCCACCUCGGCCUCAGCAGAAUCCAGUGCUGCCUGUGGCUGGAGAAAGGAACGUGCUCAUCACCAGUGCCCUCCCUUAUGUCAACAAUGUCCCUCACCUUGGAAACAUCAUUGGUUGUGUGCUCAGUGCUGAUGUCUUUGCCAGGUACUCUCGCCUCCGCCAGUGGAACACCCUCUACCUGUGUGGAACAGAUGAGUAUGGUACAGCGACAGAGACCAAAGCUAUGGACGAGGGUCUCACCCCACAGGAGAUCUGCGACAAGUACCACGUUAUCCAUGCUGACAUCUAUCGCUGGUUUAACAUCUCCUUUGAUAUUUUUGGUCGCACCACCACUCCACAGCAGACCAAAAUCACACAGGACAUCUUCCAGCGAUUGCUGGCACGAGGUUUUGUGCUGCAAGAUUCGGUGGAGCAACUGCGGUGUGAACGCUGUGCCCGCUUCCUGGCUGACCGCUUUGUGGAGGGCGUGUGUCCCUUCUGUGGCUAUGAGGAAGCCCGAGGUGACCAGUGUGACAAGUGUGGCAAGCUCAUCAAUGCCAUUGAGCUCAAGAAGCCUCUGUGUAAAGUCUGCCGAUCGAGCCCUGUGGUGAAGUCCUCCCAGCACCUGUUCUUGGACCUUCCUAAGCUGGAAAAGCGAGUGGAGGAAUGGUUGGAGAGGACAUUGCCUGGCAGUGACUGGACGCCCAAUGCCCGGUUUAUCAUUCGCUCUUGGCUUCGGGAUGGCCUCAAGCCACGCUGUAUAACUCGUGACCUGAAAUGGGGAACACCUGUGCCCUUAGAAGGUUUUGAGAGCAAGGUGUUCUACGUCUGGUUUGAUGCCACUAUUGGCUAUCUGUCCAUCACAGCCAACUACACAGACCAAUGGGAGAAAUGGUGGAAGAACCCAGAGCAAGUGGAGCUAUAUCAGUUCAUGGCCAAAGAUAACGUUCCCUUCCAUGGUAUAGUCUUUCCUUGUUCAGCCCUAGGAGCUGAGGACAACUACACUUUGGUCAGCCACCUCAUUGCUACAGAGUACCUGAACUAUGAGGAUGGGAAGUUCUCUAAGAGCCGGGGUGUGGGAGUGUUUGGGGACAUGGCUCAGGACACAGGGAUCCCUGCUGACAUCUGGCGCUUCUAUCUGCUGUACAUUCGGCCUGAGGGCCAGGACAGUGCCUUCUCCUGGACAGACAUGCUGCUCAAGAAUAAUUCUGAGCUGCUUAACAACCUGGGCAACUUCAUCAACAGAGCUGGGAUGUUUGUGUCAAAGUUUUUUGGGGGAUAUGUUCCUGAGAUGGUGCUCACUCCUGACGAUCAGCGCUUGCUGGCUCACGUCACCCAAGAACUCCGGCAUUACCACCAGCUGCUUGAGAAGGUUCGGAUCCGGGAUGCCUUACGCAGUAUCCUUACCAUAUCUCGACAUGGCAACCAAUACAUUCAAGUGAAUGAGCCCUGGAAGCAGAUUAAAGGCAGUGAGGCUGACAGGCAACGGGCAGGCACAGUGACAGGUGUGGCAGUGAAUAUAGCUGCCUUGCUGUCUGUCAUGCUUCAGCCUUACAUGCCCACAGUUAGUGCCACCAUCCAGACUCAGCUGCAGCUCCCACCUCCAGCGUGCAAUAUCCUGGUCACAGACUUCCUGUGUACCUUACCAGCAGGACACCAGAUUGGCACAGUCAGUCCCUUAUUCCAAAAGCUGGAAAAUGACCAGAUUGAAAGUUUGAGGCAGCGCUUUGGAGGGGGCCAGCUAGAAGAGUCCUUGGAGUUAAAGGUGAAACCAUCCCCGAAACCAGCAGUUGUAGAAACUGUUACAGCAGCAGGGCCACAGCAGAUACAAGUGCUCAUGGAGGAAGUAACAAAACAGGGCAACAUUGUCCGUGAACUGAAAGCACAAAAGGCAGACAAGAACCUGGUUGCUGCGGAGGUGGCUAAACUCUUGGAUCUAAAGAAACAGCUGGCUCUAGCUGAGGGGAAACCCCUUGAAGCCCCUAAAGGCAAGAAGAAAAAGUGAAAGAACUGGGCUUAUAGAACAUCACUUUAAUAGAUACAGGCAUUAAUAAAUAAAUGUAUGCUCUCUAUGUA
Messenger RNA from Tupaia belangeri chinensis (Chinese tree shrew), 2838 nucleotides. RefSeq names its product methionyl-tRNA synthetase 1 (gene MARS1). Gene Ontology annotation, biological process: methionyl-tRNA aminoacylation. Gene Ontology annotation, molecular function: ATP binding; methionine-tRNA ligase activity. Gene Ontology annotation, cellular component: cytosol; aminoacyl-tRNA synthetase multienzyme complex. The record is from RefSeq and is a predicted model, not a curated record. The coding region runs from base 41 to 2767 and encodes 908 amino acids. The transcript has 22 exons. NCBI's taxonomy places the organism in Eukaryota, Metazoa, Chordata, Mammalia, Scandentia, Tupaiidae.